UCACUCAUCACUGUCAUAAACCCUAGCCGCUUUCUCUCCAAAACCCUAAUACAUCCAAGGUUUUUUUGAACUUGAACAAGUGGAAUGGCUUUCUACAACAGAAUUGGAAGUCUCAUGAGGCAAAGUAUUUCUCACAACAUUGUGUCAAAUGGGCUAGUAACAGGACCGUCGAUGUUCAAUGCGAUUCGCUGCAUGUCAUCUAAGCUUUUUAUUGGUGGUCUUUCUUAUCAGACUGAUGAACACUCAUUGAAGGAAGCAUUUUCUGGAUUUGGGGAUGUCGUUGAAGCAAGAGUUAUUACCGACAGAGAGUCGGGGAGGUCGAGGGGAUUUGGUUUCAUUAGCUACACCAGCGAUGAUUCAGCCAAAGAAGCAAUGACAUCCAUGGAUGGACAGGAAUUGGACGGUCGAAGCAUUCGUGUUAGUCUUGCCACCGAGCGUGCUCCUCGUACUGGCGGUUUUGGUGGUGGUGGUUAUAACCGUGCUGGAAACGAUCAGUAUUAGGUGCAUUACACAUAGGCAAUAACAAAGUUGGUUCUUGUACUACGAACGCAAGAUUAUUGAUAUUGUUCCUUUUUCCAAUGGAUUUAAUGAACCGUUUAACCUCUAUCGUGAAGUGUUUC
Cynara cardunculus var. scolymus (artichoke) is the source of this 620-nucleotide messenger RNA. Its product is annotated as glycine-rich RNA-binding protein 4, mitochondrial-like. The transcript has 5 exons. Gene Ontology annotation, molecular function: RNA binding. NCBI's taxonomy places the organism in Eukaryota, Viridiplantae, Streptophyta, Magnoliopsida, Asterales, Asteraceae. The record is from RefSeq and is a predicted model, not a curated record. Bases 85 to 501 code for a protein of 138 amino acids.